Pseudonaja textilis is the source of this 3458-nucleotide messenger RNA. RefSeq names its product solute carrier family 5 member 11 (gene SLC5A11). NCBI's taxonomy places the organism in Eukaryota, Metazoa, Chordata, Lepidosauria, Squamata, Elapidae. Gene Ontology annotation, biological process: transmembrane transport. Gene Ontology annotation, molecular function: D-glucose:sodium symporter activity. The record is from RefSeq and is a predicted model, not a curated record. Gene Ontology annotation, cellular component: plasma membrane.
UGGUGUCUGACGGAAAGGAACUUCAUUCUCCAAAGUAGCUUCAAAUGGAAGAAUGCUUUCUAUUAUUGUUGAAGUUACACGGCACAAACUUUGGGGGAUACGAGAUGGUUUUGCAGGAGAGAAAAUUUUGCAUUAUUCAAUUGAAACCUGUUGAAGGAUCCGGCUAGAUCAGCCCCAAAGUCCUUCCUUUCCCCCCCAUCACUAGAGCAGCCCUUGCCAGCCCUCAGUCUUUGGCCCCAGGAAAGCUCCAUCCUGCAGGGUUGUGCCAGUAAUUUUCCUCAGUGAGACCCAAGUCAAAGGAAUCUAUUUUUCUGUCCUCUGUCAUAGCAGCCAGCAACGCGCCUGAAGCUCUGGUGUUCCUUGGCCCCUUCCUGAACAUUUCCAGAUCGGCCCUGUGGUGCAAAGCCUCCAGAAAUCUUCCAGAGUAACGGAGCUGGCCCGUCUUCCAGUUCCAGGCAAGCCACAGAGAGAAAGAGAGAGAGAGAGAGAAAGAAAAUUGCAUCAAUGUGCAAGGUGGAUGAGUUGCCUUCCAGCCUCACCCUCCAAGUACCUCCUUCAGCUGGAGAGAGAAACUUGUUUGUCUGCUCUCAGAAAACUCCCACACAACACAACACAACACAACACAACACAAGGUGUUGGGAACAGGAGUAGCCUCCCGAAACUUAUUUUCUGAGACUUCUGUUCCCAGCCUUGGACUCAGCAGAUAAGACAACUGCUUGCGGUGGAAGUGGGACCUCUCUUCCGGCAGUUUCACCAGCCUGGUUCCAGCACAAAGAAGGAACGGUAUCUCAACAGCUAGACUUUCUCCCUGGAUCCCAACCUCUUUGCAAAAUAUUUACUUUAGGGAAAAGCUCCAUGUUUUCCUCUCCUAACUGAAGCGAACAAACAGAACUCCUGCUGGACUCAAACCCAGAGCAGGAGCGCCGGGACAGAGCUGCCUUUCCCCAAAGAAGAAGGGGAUCCGACUUGCUCCUUCUCUUUCGUGUCCCCGCAGAUCCACGCGCUAGGGCAGGCGAGGCAGCUGGCAGUCAGGACGAGCAGCAGCGAUGGAGCCGAGUGGUACCGUCCCCCCGUCUCCACCCCACAGCAGCUGGACUGCCUUCCCCCAGCGGACCUUGGAGGCUGUGGAUAUCAUUGUCCUGGUUUUGUACUUCAUCUUUGUGUUGGCUGUGGGCCUGUGGUCCAUGUGGAAGACAAAGCGAAGCACCGUCAAGGGUUACUUCCUUGCUGGAGGCGAGAUGGUUUGGUGGCCGGUGGGAGCUUCCCUGUUUGCCAGUAAUGUUGGCAGCGGGCAUUUCAUCGGCUUGGCUGGCUCUGGGGCGGCUUCUGGAAUUGCUGCCACGGCCUAUGAAUGGAAUGGGAUGUUUUGUGUCCUGGUGCUGGCGUGGCUGUUCGUUCCCAUCUACCUUGCAAGCGGGGUUACAACCAUGCCAGAGUAUUUGCAGAGACGGUUUGGUGGCAAAAGGAUUCAGAUCUUCCUUGCAAUUCUCUACUUGUUUAUCUAUAUAUUCACCAAAAUUUCAGUUGACAUGUAUGCUGGGGCUCUCUUCAUCCAACAGGCCUUGCACUGGGACCUCUACAUAGCAGUCAUUGGUUUGCUGGUCAUCACUGCAAUUUACACUGUGGCAGGUGGCUUGGCAGCAGUGAUUUACACGGACACCCUGCAGACGGUUAUCAUGUUGGCUGGCGCACUCACCCUAAUGGGCUUCAGUUUUGCCAAAGUCGGAGGCCUUGAGGACCUGAAGAACAGAUACUUCAAAGCCAUUGCAAGCAACCACUAUGGAAACACCAGCUGCGGCUUGCCAAGAGAGGAUGCCUUCCACAUAUUCCGGGACCCUGUCACAUCCGACUUUCCCUGGCCAGGAAUCCUAGUGGGAAUGACCAUCCCGUCUUUGUGGUACUGGUGCACUGACCAGGUCAUCGUCCAACGAUCUCUGGCAGCGAAGUCUCUCUCUCACGCCAAGGGUGGUGCCCUGCUGGCCUCCUACUUGAAGAUCCUGCCCCUCUUCAUGAUGGUCUUGCCUGGCAUGAUCAGCCGCAUCCUCUUCCCAGAUCUAGUGGCCUGUGCUGACCCCAAAUCCUGUAAAGAGAUCUGUGGCAAUCCAUCUGGAUGUUCGGAUAUUGCGUACCCUAAACUCGUCAUCGAGCUUCUGCCACUGGGACUAAGAGGGCUUAUGAUGUCGGUCAUGAUCGCAGCGCUGAUGUCCUCUUUGACAUCCAUCUUCAACAGUGCAAGUACCAUUUUCACCAUGGAUCUUUGGCGACAUCUUCGACCUCUGUCUUCUGAAUGGGAGCUCAUGAUUGUUGGCAGGGUGUUUGUUCUACUCCUUGUCAUCAUUUCCAUUCUGUGGAUCCCGCUGGUGCAGGCCAGCCAAGGUGGGCAGCUCUUCAUCUACAUCCAGACCAUCAGCUCUUACCUGCAGCCGCCGGUGGCCAUCGUGUUUAUCCUCGGAUGCUUCUGGAAGCGGACAAACGAGAAGGGGGCAUUUUGUGGCCUGUUGGUCGGCAUGGUGAUAGGCCUGAUCCGGAUGGUUUUGGAUUUCGUCUACCUGCAGCCGGGCUGUGGGGAGUCAGAUGACCGGCCAGCCGUGGUGAAAUACGUGCAUUAUCUCUAUUUCUCUAUGAUUCUGGGAGUGAUCACACUCAUCGUAGUGGUGGCUGUCAGCCUCUUGACGGAACCCCCUCCGGAGGAAAUGAUCAGCCGCCUCACCUGGUUUACCCGCAAGGAUGUUCCAAGAAAACAGGAUGUACCAAUUGCAUCGUUAUCCAUCCCAGUCAAAGGAAUCCAUGAGGUUGGUCCUUCUCCCGCAGGGCAGCUGGAAAUCGCGGAUGGUCCAGAAAACACUUGCAAAAACCUCUCAGGUUCUUUGGACACAGAGAAGACAGAGAAGAAGUCUAAGUUCAUGAGCCUCUUUUUGUGGGUCUGUGGGAUGGAGAGGAGAGGUAAUAAGGACUCACCCGGGACCGCUGCCGAACCCAAAGCUGGAGUCACGCCCACGGCUACCCUUGACGAGCCACCUCUGGUGAAGCACAUCCUCAACAUCAACCUGAUCCUGUGCAUCAGCGCCGGAGUCUUUCUCUGGGCCUACUUUGCAUAGCAUCGGACCCUGCCAGCCAUUGCAGAGACGCUCUUAAGUGCUUUGGGGCUUCCAUGCCUGGGGAUGCCAUCAAGAACAAGGAGCAUCAAAAGAGAAGAUGACGUGGCGAUCCUGCACAUUAUACGGUUUUUUUUGUAUCCCAUAAGAAAAAAAUGGUAGAAUUAUGUGAAGAAUUCUGCCUUGGCUGGGUCAGGGCAGCGAAGGAAAGACGAAGCCCCUUUGUUGUAAACGUUGCACAUUCAGUGCAUGUAAAAACAAAACAAAACCAGUGUUGCACUUUUGACUGUUUUAUUUCCCAUGGAUGCUCUUGGAUCAGAAUCAAAAACCAACAGCAUUCCGUGAAGGGAUUCGUGAAGCUCU